Gastrolobium bilobum is the source of this 1751-nucleotide messenger RNA. Its product is annotated as serine/threonine-protein kinase AFC1-like. Gene Ontology annotation, molecular function: ATP binding; protein kinase activity. NCBI's taxonomy places the organism in Eukaryota, Viridiplantae, Streptophyta, Magnoliopsida, Fabales, Fabaceae. The record is from RefSeq and is a predicted model, not a curated record. Gene Ontology annotation, cellular component: nucleus. Gene Ontology annotation, biological process: protein phosphorylation. The transcript has 12 exons. The coding region runs from base 102 to 1400 and encodes 432 amino acids.
CUCAGGACGAAGAAUGAUGUUGGGGGUGUGAUUCCCUUAUCACAAGUCUAAAGCUAUAGUUCAAUUCAAUCAAUCGAGUUGGGAUUAGGGUUUCUAAUUGGAUGGAGAUGAACUGUGGUAUGGAGUUUUCAAUGGAUCGACGUCCCCGGAAAAGGGCUAAAUUGGCUUGGGAUCUUCCUCAAACCCACUCGAAGGUUCAUUCUGGGAUGUAUUGUGGACAAGAGGUUGCAAAUGUGACAAGCAUCUUUGGAAUGCCGAGGGUACUUCCUGAUCAUGCUGGUCUUUUUGUAAAGGGAGUGGCUGAUAAAGGUUCUCCCCCAUGGCGAGAUGAUGACAAAGAUGGACAUUACAUGUUUGCGCUAGGAGACAAUUUAACUUCUCGGUAUAAGAUCCUCAGGAAAAUUGGUGAAGGGACUUUUGGUCAGGUUUUGGAAUGUUGGGAUAGAGAAAUGAGGGAGCUGGUUGCGGUAAAGGUUGUGCGGAGUAUUAGGAAAUAUCGUGAAGCGGCAAUGUUAGAAGUUGAUGUGCUCCAGUUGCUUGGGAAGUAUGACAGGAGUGGCAGCCGCUGUGUUCAAAUACGGAAUUGGUUUGACUACCGUAACCAUAUUUGUAUUGUAUUUGAGAUGCUUGGACCAAGCUUAUAUGAUUUUCUACGGAAGAACAAUUAUUGCCCAUUUCCGGUUGAUCUUGUCCGUGAGCUAGGCAGACAACUGUUAGAAUGUGUAGCAUUCAUGCAUGAUUUGCGCCUCAUCCACACUGACUUGAAGCCUGAAAAUAUACUUUUUAUUUCCCCAGAAUAUGUAAAAGUUCCUGACUCCAACUCCAAGGUUACAUUCCGGUCUCCAAAAGAGGGAACCACUUAUAAGAGACUGCCAAAGUCAAGUGCUAUUAAGGUUAUUGAUUUUGGUAGUACAGCCUAUGAGCACCAAGAUCACAACUAUAUUGUCUCUACUAGGCAUUAUCGUGCACCUGAGGUUAUUCUUGGUCUUGGGUGGAAUUUUCCUUGUGACAUAUGGAGUGUUGGCUGCAUUUUGGUUGAGUUGUGCUCGGGAGAAGCUUUGUUUCAGACGCAUGAGAAUUUAGAGCACCUAGCCAUGAUGGAGAGGGUUUUAGGCCCAAUACCUCAGCACAUGUUGAAAAGAGCAGACCGGCAAGCACAGAAGUAUGUCAGAAGGGGUAGACUGAACUGGCCGGAAGGAGCAGUCUCUCGAGAAAGCAUCAAGGCUGUCUUGAAACUACCUCGUCUUCCUAAUCUGGUGAUGCAGCACGUGGAUCACUCUGCUGGGGAUCUUCUUGAUCUCUUGCAGGGUCUGCUUAGGUUUGACCCCUCAAGUAGGCUGAAGGCUCAUGAAGCCCUCAGGCAUCCCUUCUUGACUGGGGAACAUUACCAAAGAUUUUAAGAUAGGAUCAGUCUACGUUGUCCCGUGAAUGGAUUAGUCCAUUACCACUGAUGUUUGCAUGGUUGUGGUGUUUUCGGCUAUACUGAACUAAAAUGUGCUGUAAGGGUUCUCUUUUCGUGGUUUAGUGCCAAGUAUAAGAGGGGUUCAUUUCCCCUUUUGAUUUCCCCAGCGUUUGUAGAUAAAUUCAUUGUCUGGAGGAUGUUUAUCCGUCUCCAAUUUUGUACCAUCAAAAUGUAAUUACUAGCAUUUCACUUUUGAAAUUAUUCGUUACAUUUGAUUAAGAUGGUCACAAAACUAUUGGGAGUAUUAUCCUGAGUAUAGUAGACUUUCUAUUUUAUGAGAUAUGGUGUC